Molecule: messenger RNA, 4467 nt
Organism: Lampris incognitus (smalleye Pacific opah)
Lineage: Eukaryota; Metazoa; Chordata; Actinopteri; Lampriformes; Lampridae
Gene: nr2f5
Product: nuclear receptor subfamily 2, group F, member 5
Exons: 4
Coding region: 775-1989 (404 amino acids)
Biological process (GO): anatomical structure development; cell differentiation; regulation of transcription by RNA polymerase II
Molecular function (GO): RNA polymerase II cis-regulatory region sequence-specific DNA binding; nuclear receptor activity; zinc ion binding
Source: RefSeq, a predicted model, not a curated record
GAUCUCAGAGAUGGGACAGACAGCCGGAGGGUGAAGGACGUGUGAUUCCGGAGAGAGCCGAUCGCCGUUUCUAGCGGAGCGCACCGCGACUGGACGUGUCCGCUCCAACCGGGACGAGAGGAGCUCCGCGGAGCUACGUUAUCCCCCCCCCCCGUUCCCAAGAGCUGGUGACCAAACUUCCCUUAGAAAUAAACUCGGAAAUUCGGUCCGUUAUUUCUCUUUCUUUCUUUAUUUCGGCGUGAUUGCGUGACAGCACCCCCACACCCCCAGAUUUGCGCUUUCGAGAGGCGUCGCUGUGUUGAGCCGACGGAUCUGUGGAGUCAUCGGCCGGGACGGGACGGACGCUGAAGCGAGCAACACAUCGCUUCCUUGCGGCUGAUCUGCUGUGAAACGGUCCCUCCUCGCCGCCACUGACUCUUCCGAUAAGCAGAAGGUGUUUAUGGCUUCAUGGACAGGGAGGAACACGGGGAGCCGUAGACUUCUGCCUCACGUCCGGACCAUGGUGAUGCCUUGCUGUUUUUGUACACUUUGAUUGAAAGUACACAUCAACUGACUGCACAGCACCGAAGCAACAGAAUAGGCAAAACAUCAGAUUGCACACUGGUCUUGUGAAAGAAGUGGGAAGCUCCUUUUUUCUUCUUCUUCUUCUUUUUUUUCCUCCUUUUUUUUGUGGCCCUGCCUUGUUUUCCCAAGAAGUCAGAACGGAUCUCUAUCUCCUCCCCGCGCAACGGAGUCCGACUCUCUCGGCGGUUUAACCAAAGUGCUGGAGAUAGCAUGGCAAUGGUAGUAAACCAGUGGCAAGAGAGCAUUUCGGCAGAUCCGGGGUCUCAGCUCCAGAUUUGCAGCCAGGAGCCGGGGGGGACGCCCGGGACGCCGAACGGCUCAACCCCGGGGAACGACGCACUUUCAGGGGACAAAAUCCCCAACGUGGACUGCAUGGUGUGUGGGGACAAGUCCAGCGGCAAACACUACGGCCAGUUCACCUGCGAGGGAUGCAAGAGCUUCUUCAAGCGCUCGGUGAGGCGGAACCUCAGUUACACCUGUCGGGGCAACCGCGACUGUCCCAUCGACCAGCACCACCGGAACCAGUGCCAGUACUGCCGGCUCAAGAAAUGCCUGAAAGUGGGCAUGAGGAGAGAAGCGGUCCAGCGAGGGCGGAUGUCCAACUCCCAGAGCAGUCCCGGGCAGUACCUGACCAACGGCAGUGAUCCGUAUAAUGGCCAGCCCUAUCUGUCCGGCUUCAUCUCUCUUCUGCUGCGGGCCGAGCCCUACCCCACGUCCCGCUACGGUGCCCAGUGCAUGCAGGGAAAUAACCUGAUGGGCAUCGAGAACAUCUGUGAGCUGGCGGCCAGGCUGCUGUUCAGCGCCGUCGAAUGGGCCAAGAACAUCCCCUUCUUCCCUGAUCUGCAGCUGAUGGACCAGGUGGCGCUGCUGCGCAUGUCAUGGAGUGAGCUGUUUGUGUUGAAUGCUGCCCAGUGCUCCAUGCCGCUCCAUGUGGCUCCUCUGCUGGCAGCGGCGGGCCUGCAUGCCUCGCCCAUGUCGGCAGAGCGCGUGGUGGCCUUCAUGGACCACAUCCGCGUCUUCCAGGAGCAGGUGGAGAAGCUGAAGGCCCUGCAGGUGGACACGGCUGAGUACUCCUGCCUCAAGUCAAUUGUGCUUUUCACAUCAGAUGCCAUGGGGCUGUCAGAUGUUGCUCACGUGGAGAGCAUCCAGGAGAAGUCCCAGUGCGCCUUGGAGGAGUACGUGAGGAACCAGUACCCCAGCCAGCCCAACCGCUUUGGACGGCUCCUCCUCCGUCUACCCUCGCUGCGGAUCGUCUCCUCGCCGGUCAUCGAGCAGCUGUUUUUCGUGCGUCUGGUCGGCAAGACGCCCAUUGAAACGCUGCUGCGGGACAUGCUGCUGUCAGGCUCCAGCUACAAUUGGCCCUACAUGCCCGCAGUGCAGCGCGACCGGCCCAUUUCCCUCCAUUACAACGAGAACGGACCCUGAGGCUGCAGAGACGAAAUUUGGAGAGAAAUUCAGGCUGAAUGUCCGUCCGAUUAUCCAUCCACCCUUUCCUCCUUCCCCCUUUGUUUCUUGUCUUCAACUUAUCAAAGCAUCCUCCUCAACGUUGAGCCAAAAAAAAAAAAACGCUGACUCGACCAGCUGACCUUACUAUACUUCAAGCCGGACGAUCCUUCACCUCCCCCAGGGACUUUGGCGCCGACUCAAGAGAGUUUGGCGGCCCAUUGUCCCUUAAGAUGAUGUCAGAGUUUUGGUUAGAGAUGUGGUGUGAGACGGACCGGACGGUUGAACGGGGUUUUUGUGCAUUUCACCGUCGGUCUAUGUGACUCCGCGAAGACGCCAGUCUCAAAGCCCCAAGCAAUGGUAGCAGUGGUAGAUCGAACGUUCGCUCUGCUGUCGCUCGAGCAAACGUAUGGUGACUUUUUUAGCAAGGGCUCUGCUGGCAGAAUUCAACAACCAACAGAUCACGGCCUGUAGUCUAUCUCCCAGUUUGCAUUUUGAAGAAAAAAACCAGAAGCCAUUAAAAAAAAAGAAAAGAAAGACAGAUGCCAAAAUAUCCUUGUACUUUUGCAGAGGACAUGUUUAUUGUGUGUGUGUAUUAGCACUGUUUAUAAUGAGAGAAUUUCUCAUGAUUGUGUCCAUAUGUAUAUCAUUGACUCAUAGGCAUUCAUAGUGUAUCGGGGAUUCAGGGGGCAAAAGCUCAGGUUCAGGGGCUGGGGGAACAGACGGACAUUUUUAGAACAAGGACAAAAAAGAAAAAAAAAGAAGAAAAAAAGACAAACCUCUCUCACCGAUGGGAAAUAUUUACACUUACAAAACCGCCUGUGCCAAAGCUGAAAAACGCGUUGUGUUGGGAUUAUUUUUUGCGGUAGAGUUGUUGAUUAAAAAAACAAAAACAAAAAAAAAUUUUGGUUUGACUAUAAUUUGACUUUUUUAUUUUCUAUUUAGGACUCAGGGGGAGUGGGACUUUGUAGAAAUCAAUAAAAGCUUUUAGGCACUUGCAUUGUAAAACUAGACAGAAUCUAUAUCCGAUCCACUCCAUCCAGACCACAGCACCGGUAGACUCCUGCUACUGCUCUGCCAUUCUCUAUAGCUUUGCUCUUAUAGGGUCACAAGCAGGUCUUUGGGAAGUUUACCGUUUCACAGUAUUGAAGUCACUCUUCAUAAAUCCUACGUAAAGCUCUCAGAUAGGAGUGACACAACAUGUUCAUUUUUGUUUUCGCAAUCAUGAUUGUCAGUCACUUACGACAGUGGACAACCGCUGCUGACCGAAUACUGGACAAUUUGGACCUAGGGAACUUUUUGUAAGAUUAGCUGUAGUUGCCUUAGAACAAAGAUUUUAUCAUUGAACGUUCAUGUUAUGACUGUGCCAUAAUCUGUUGUCGCCUGUUAUGACAGGUAUCCGAUCCUCCUGACGUCACUUCACGACAGGAACAGAACACACACGCUUAAAAAUCAAGGGGGGUUUUGGGGGCGUCCGGGUGGCGUGGCGGUCUAUUCCGUUGCUUACCAACACGGGGAUCGCCGGUUCGAAUCCCCGUGUUACCUCCGGCCUGGUCGGGCGUCCCUGCAGACACAAUUGGCCGUGUCUGCGGGUGGGAAGCCGGAUGUGGGUAUGUGUCCUGGUCGCUGCACUAGCGCCUCCUCUGGUCGGUCUGUCGGUCGGGUAACUGGGGGGAGUAGCGUGAUCCUCCCACGCGCUACGUCCCCCUGGUGAAACUCCUCAGUGUCAGGUGAAAAGAAGCGGCUGGUGACUCCACAUGUAUGGGAGGAGGCAUGUGGUAGUCUGCAGCCCUCCCCGGAUCGGCAGAGAGGGUGGAGCAGCGACCGGGACGGCUCGGCAGAGUGGGGUAAUUAGCCGGAUACAACUGGGGAGAAAAGGGGACAAAAAUAAUUAAUAAAUAAAUACAAUUAAGGAGGAUUUUCACACCGAGGGUCAUGAUGGGAAACAGUAGAGACGUGAAUAUACUGAGAACCGAUAACCAAUCAGUGAAUCGAAGAAUAAGUGUUGAAAAAACGAAGACUUUUCAUAAGUAAUUAUCAACUUCCUGUUCUGAGCGGGUUCCUUUCCUGUCCCGGUGAAGUCACGUCAGGAUGCCACCUCAACUUUUACAAGUCAUUCAAUGGGACAUUAUGAUGUAUCGCUAACCUCUUAAAACCUCAUUUCACUUUACAAUAUUAUCCUGGUUGGACUUUUGAUUGUGACAUAGUUUAGUAUUAAGUGUUUUUUUUGUUUGUUUGUUUUUGUUUUUUUUUGGUAGCAGCGAAACGAGUUUGUUUUACAACCCAUCUCACAUUUCCAACGUGGCACUGUGGUAAUUUCAACAAGCAUUGGUAUUUGAAAAGCCAUCUGGGACCUUUUGAGAGCUGUAAAUUUCUCCACAGAAUAUUUCUAUAAGAGUUUGUUUUUCUCCUCUAUUUUUGUUUGGAAAUAUGAAUCCGUUGAUUGAAAUAAAAACCUGU